Molecule: messenger RNA, 255 nt
Organism: Aspergillus ochraceoroseus IBT 24754
Lineage: Eukaryota; Fungi; Ascomycota; Eurotiomycetes; Eurotiales; Aspergillaceae
Exons: 3
Coding region: 1-255 (84 amino acids)
Source: RefSeq, a predicted model, not a curated record
AUGAAAGCCAAACAAGUCGGGAAAGCAAUCAGCUUUGAGCUGCUGUCGUCGACGCUGGGAACAGAGUCCACAGCACAGGAUCAGGAACUUUGCGAGUUGUGCACCCAGCCCGGGAUCUGCAAGCCGCGCACAAACCAAACUGAGCUGCGUGAAAGAUUCGACGAAAGGAAAGAGACGAAAAGACACCUAGCGGUCGAAUCGCAGGCCGAAGAACCAGAACCCAAAUUCCUGCUAGCGAACGGAGAGGACGAAUAG